AUGGAUUCAAGUCUGGUUAGUUUAGGCGUACCUUUAGCAAUUGGUUCAGCAAUUACUUAUCUUACAAGAAAGGGUAUUAAUAAUAAAGUUAACAACAUGUCCAUGUUAGCAGAUCCAAUUGAGGAUGUUCCUCAAUAUAUCAAGGAUAACAAGUAUCCAGCGAAAAUCCAUAACUCUAAUGUGAAAGAACAUCUUUUAACUAAAUUGUCAAAGGGUGGUAACGCGAUUGAGUCUGUAGGAUUUUUGGUUGUGGGUAAUCCCGUCGAACCAAAUAAAUAUUGUGAUACUUUUAAACAAUUUAGACAAGAACGUUAUUUUUUCUAUUUGACAGGUAUUGAUAUUCCAUCAGCCGUCUCAUUUUAUGACUGUAAAUCUGAAAAAUUGAUUGUUUUCUUACCAGAGAUUGAUUAUGACGAUGUAGUAUGGGGUGGUAUGCCAAUGGAACCAAAAGAAGUUCUUGAAAAAUAUGAUGUUGAUGAAGUUUACUAUAUGGAUCAAUUGAAUGAUAUCCUUGGACAAUACAAGAAUAUAGAGACAUUAUAUACCACUGAUAAGGACAAUUUUGAAGGAUUAAAAUUGAACCAAACUUUGAAUGAUGUUGUGGUUGCUAAGGAUAAUGCUUUCUUCUAUGCAUUAGAUGAAGCAAGAUUAAUUAAGGAUCAAUAUGAAAUAGAAAUCUUAAGACAUGUUGCUAAAAUAACUGACAGAAGUCAUUACGCAGUGAUGUCAGCUUUACCAAUUGAAAUCAAUGAAUUACAUAUCGAAGCAGAAUUUGCUUAUCAUGCUAAGAGACAAGGUGCUCGAACAUUAGGUUAUGAUCCUAUCUGUUGCUCAGGUCCAGCAUGUGGUACUUUACAUUAUGUUAAGAAUUCAGAAUCUUUGAAGGAUAAGGAUUCCACUUUAAUUGAUGCUGGUGCUGAAUGGAUGAAUUAUGUAUCCGAUGUAACUAGAUGUUUCCCAUUAACAGGGAAAUACACCAGAGAACAUCGUGAAAUAUACGAAACCGUCCGUGAUAUGCAAACACAAACCAUGGCAUUGAUGAAACCUGGUGUUAAAUGGGAAGAUCUACAUAUCAUGUCUCAUAAGAUUCUAAUUAAGCAUCUUAUUGAAUUAGGUAUUUUAAAAGGUAAAGAGUUUACUGAACAAGAAAUGUUUGAUUCUAGAGUCUCUUGUGCUUUUUACCCUCAUGGAUUAGGUCAUUUGAUGGGUUUAGAUGUUCAUGACGUUGCGGGAUAUCCAAAUUAUGAGGAUUCUGAUCCUUAUUUCAAAUAUUUAAGAUUACGUCGUGAAUUGAAAACUGGGAUGGUAUUAACCAAUGAACCGGGUUGUUAUUUCAACGAUUAUUUAGUUGAAGAAUUUUUAAAUAAACAUCCAGAGAGAGCUAAGAUGGUUGAUUUCGAUGUCAUGAAGAAAUACAUGACUGUUGGUGGUGUACGUAUCGAGGACGAUAUCUUAAUCACAAAAGAAGGUUAUGAAAAUAUGACUGGAAUUACAUCCGAUCCAGAUGAAAUUGAAAAGAUCGUUCAAGCAGGUCUUUCAAAAAAACGUUCUGAUUUCCAUGUUGUUGUAUAA
Messenger RNA from Maudiozyma saulgeensis, 1572 nucleotides. The record is from the annotation of a GenBank genome assembly. Lineage: Eukaryota; Fungi; Ascomycota; Saccharomycetes; Saccharomycetales; Saccharomycetaceae.